Colletotrichum higginsianum IMI 349063 is the source of this 801-nucleotide messenger RNA. Its product is annotated as Rhomboid family protein. The coding region runs from base 1 to 801 and encodes 266 amino acids. Lineage: Eukaryota; Fungi; Ascomycota; Sordariomycetes; Glomerellales; Glomerellaceae. Gene Ontology annotation, cellular component: membrane. The transcript is spliced from 5 exons. The record is from RefSeq and is a predicted model, not a curated record. Gene Ontology annotation, molecular function: serine-type endopeptidase activity.
AUGGCUCCCAAUGUGACAUCCUUCAACGCCCUUCGGGCUCGCACCUAUCUCUUCCGGCUGCCAUUGUUUACGAGAAUCGUGAACCUAGUCAUCAUUGCCGCAUGGAUCGCGGGCGUUCAGUCGGCUUGGGACAUCAGGCAAUGGGGCGCCUUGAUUCCUGAUCAGCUGUCAUUCACAUCUUCGUACCGAAUGAACACAUUUCCCUUUAUCCAUAAAAAUUUCAUCCACGCGAUCAUGAAUCUCUUGGCCUUGACACCGCUGAUGGAGCGCUUCGAGGCGGAAUUUGGUACCCUGACCUCAAUAGCGCUCUUUAUCGGUCCUCUUUCCACGAUUCCGGCCGUUCUAUACGUUUUGAUCGAACGAUUUCUCUUCAAGGGCAACGUUGGAGUUAUGGGAGCCAGUGUUUGGGUCUUCUUGCUCCUCGGCAUGGAAGCAAUUCGAACCUCCAAGACAAACCCCCAACUGACGAUUGCGACGUACUCGAUUCCUAUGUGGACAACGCCUCUGAUCCUCAUCUUGGUGGUUACGGCGCUCGUCCCUGGCACAAGCUUACUAGGCCACCUUUGCGGCGUCUUGGUUGGGUAUUUAUUCGGUCUCGGCUACUUAAAGUUCCUAAGCCCACCUGAGAAGGCCCUGAGAUGGGUCGAGUCCAAGCUGAACCUGUUGGGCCGUUUGCCUCACUAUGUAAGCGUGGACCAGAAGACCUAUGGCCGGUUUGGCGUUUUGCCUUCAAGCAACCAUGCCGGCAGCGGCAGCGCUCCCAUUGCACUUGUUGGUACCACUCAAAGACUUGGACCAUGA